ACAGAGUGACCGCAGGAAGGCCCAGGUGGCAAUGGAGGCAGCCUGGAAGUCCAUGGAGAAGAAGGAGAAGAUUCCCUGGAUCAAGAAGGCAGCGGAGGACCAGAAGCGUUAUGAGAGGGAGCUGUUGGAGAUGAGGGCGCCUGCAGCAGCGGCGGCGGCAGCGGCAGCAUCUGGCGGCGCCCAGAAUCAGAGGAAACCAAAGUUUGACGGAGAACCGAAGAAACCUCCCGUGAGCGGGUAUCAGAUGUUCUCCCAGGAGCUGCUGACCAACGGCGAGCUGAAUCACUUUAGCCUGAAGGAGCGGAUGGUUGAGAUCGGGAAGAGGUGGCACAAACUGAGCCAGAGCCAGAAGGACAAGUACAAGAAGCUGGUGGAGGAGCAGCAGGUGGAGUACAAGGCCGAGCUGGAGGACUGGGUCAAGUCUCUGUCUCCUCAGGAUCGAGCCGUCUACAAAGAGUUCUCCUCCUCAAAGCGUCGCAGCACCACUAAAGUCCGCAGCAGCCCCGCAGCUAAAGUCCGCGUGACGGCCAAGAAGGCAGCCAGCUCACGAACCGCCACCACAGCCGUCAACGUCAACAAGAGAGCCAUGGCCUACAGAGCCAAGCAGGACAUGUCGGACUCAGACGAGGAGAAGAGCGACUCGUCCGACUCAGAUGAAGACGACGAGACUUCAGGAAGCACAGACAGCGACGACGAUGACGACGAGAACGACGAUGAGGACGAGGACGACGAGGAUGAUCAGACCUCCUCAGAGGAAUCCAGUGACUCGGACUCGGACUAGCCCCGCCCCCUCCCCCUCCCCCUCAUUGGAGAGGACAGGCUGUGCAGGCCACGCCUCCUCACGUGCCAAUCAUUGCGGUGGGCCAAUAAGAGCGGGCGAGGCUGCGGUGGCGGCGACGGAGCCUGAUGGAGUGUUUUGUUACUUGUGUGUUUCUGUUUUUAUCGAGUGUUUGUUGGUUUUUAUCUGAGGAAUGUUUCGGUCGGCGGAGACUUUUUUUUUCUUUGAGCAGCGGAGGGGGCGGGGCUUGUACAGUUUGACAGACGGGGGAGGGGCUAUUGGCUGUCGUUUGUUACCGAUGAGGGAGGAGCCAGUGUUCAGCCUCCAAUCAGAUGCCUGCCUGAGAAAAUUCACAAAUAAAUGCACUUUUUCUCA
Molecule: messenger RNA, 1153 nt
Organism: Plectropomus leopardus (leopard coralgrouper)
Lineage: Eukaryota; Metazoa; Chordata; Actinopteri; Perciformes; Serranidae
Source: RefSeq, a predicted model, not a curated record